Alternaria hordeiaustralica is the source of this 1023-nucleotide messenger RNA. RefSeq lists its product as uncharacterized. The coding region runs from base 1 to 1023 and encodes 340 amino acids. NCBI's taxonomy places the organism in Eukaryota, Fungi, Ascomycota, Dothideomycetes, Pleosporales, Pleosporaceae. The record is from RefSeq and is a predicted model, not a curated record. The transcript is spliced from 2 exons.
AUGAUAAAGAUACCAAGGGCAAAGAGUCAAGCUGUGGGAUUAGGUAGACCGCGACUUCCGCCAAUCGAUCCGCCGAUCAAUCUGAAACUUGAUGUCGAAGCUAUUGAGAAGAGAAGGAGGGAAGUAGAGGAUGAGAAUAAGGAUGACAAGAUGGACGAGUCACACUCAGAACGUCGAGCACGAGAGACAGGGCUUUCAGGAGGACUACCGACAAAUAGUCACGUUAAUGACGCAUUAUCAACAGCGAAUGAUCUUAGCAGGACGCGACUGGAGAGUGGUCUGUUCAUUUCAGCGGGCGAGACAUGGAACGACUGGAAGACUUCCGACGAGCGAGAUGCACCGAAUGAGCUUUACGACCCACCGACCGAGGAGGAUAUACCAGAUGAUGACAGCGAUUCUAGCGACGACGAAAACGACUUGUUUGCAAUCAGUUACCGCGAGUGCAGUGGUUUAGCAGGUUGUCCCCGUGGUGGCGGUGGUGGUGAUAAUGAUGAUGGCGGUAGUGAUGAUGAUGACAAUAGUGAAAAGGGGGAAAAGAAAGACACCAAUGAUCCAGGAGCACCAGCCAACCCUGCUGGUGGGCCGCCAACUGGGUCCGAACCUCGACCUCAAUCGCCAAGAAAGAAAGCGAAAAAACAUGACUACACGCAAUACAAUCGCCCACAAGUCCGUACAGCUUUGAAGUAUCGAGAGCAAGCUCAGAGUGCUCAGUAUGUUACGGAGCUCCACAAGCGUGCUAAUGAUUAUGACGACAACCCGAAACAACCUGGUACUAUUCAUCACUAUAUCCUGAAGGAUCGGAGUGUCGCAAAUCGUCUUGAGAAAAGGAUUACUGAACUGGGUGAAGGUUGGUCGACUGAAUAUAAAAAAGAACUCGAUGAGCAGAAUAAGAAUGGCGAACAAGUAGAUACUGACGUAUCCGAAGAGAACUCUCCCGCGUCAACCGGGAAGGGGAAAGCUAAGAAGACAUCUAAAUCUAAGAAAGAGGAGAAGACGCAGUCAAAACGUAAGAGCAAGAAGUAG